Messenger RNA from Paramecium sonneborni, 1292 nucleotides. The record is from the annotation of a GenBank genome assembly. NCBI's taxonomy places the organism in Eukaryota, Ciliophora, Oligohymenophorea, Peniculida, Parameciidae.
AUGAAAAUUUCAAUUGUAUUGUCUCUCCUAGUUUUAGGAUGUUUAGCAAUGGACUUCGAUUAAUAAAUUGAAGAAUUGUAAAGCUCUAAUUUUGGAUAAACAAUUUUCUAAACAAUAAUGAUGGAGCUCAAAACUGAAGACCCAGUUGUGUCCAAUCUUAUAAAUAUGGUAUAAGGAAUUGAAACAACUCUUGAAAAUGAAUAAUAAAGAGAUGAUGAUAGAAUAGUUAGGAUAAGAUAAAAUUGUGACAUAGAUAUCACUACACUCAAAAAUUAAAUUAAUUAAAACACUAUUGCAUCACUUGGUCUCAAAAGUUAACUUGAUUCCUUAAAUCCAUAAAAAGUCUAGGCUGUUGCAAAUUUAGAAAGAAAAAACAAUGAAAUUACUGAUUUAAAGGCUGAGUUAUAAUAUUAAUCUCAUAAAAGAGAAACUGAGACUUAAGCUUAUGAAACUAUUUUAGAUAAUUUAGAAUAAGCUUUAUUUGGAGUUAAUUAAGUUAAAGGAUACUUCAAUAGUUAUUUAGAUAUUCUUGUUAAGAAUAGAAAAAGAUUUGAAAAACCUUCAUUUUUAGAAGAAUCUUAUAGUUUCAAAUAUGAAGAAUCUGAAUAAUUUGAUUCUGAUUCAAGAGCAUUAACAUCUUUAACAUAAGUUGCCUAAAAGGUCAAUAAAAUUAAACAUCAUGUAUAACAAAAUUUAUAUAUAAAUAUAUAGGUUCAAUUAGAAGGAUAUGCUACUAUGCUUGAAAUAAUGAGUGAAUUAGCAUCUAAAGCAGCUGAUGAACCCUCUUAAGCAGAAGUUUUAACAAGAAAAGUUCUUUCAAUAUUGAAAUAAAUUGAAAAUUAUAUUCAAUCUGAAAGAAUCAGAGAAGAUUAAGCAGAAGCUCUUAGAUCUAGUAAUUUUGAUCUUCUAAAGACUCUUUUAUCUGAUUAAUUAGUUUAGGCUAAUCAAGAUAAAACUUAUAUGGAAGGUAUUAAAUAAUUUGUAAUUAUUUUAGGUUUGGUUGCUUCAUUAUCAACUAGAAUAACUUAAGGAGCAAAUGAGAAAUUUGAAGUAGAUUAAAAAGUAGCAAUUAAAACAAAAGAAUUAGAAAAUAGAUAAACUGAUUGUAGACUUAAAAAUAAUGAAUAUGAAACAGAUACUUAAAAUAGGUAUUUAAAAUUAUAAUAAUAAAUAAUAUUAGAAUUAAAUAAAAAAGAGUAGUUUUUGUAGCAGUUGAUUUAAUUUCAUCCAAAUUAGGCUAGUUAAAGCGUAAAUUGCUUGAAGAUUGAAUUAUUAUAAAAUAGUGACAUAAU